AUGAUUAAUCUAAAGACAUUAUUUAGACUAAUACUUGUCUCACAGGAGACAAUGAUUAACUGGUGUAUAACAAUGGGUUUAUUAUUAGCAACUAAAAAGUGUCCCAUUUGUGACAACGAAAUGAAGAUAAUUGUCAAACAAUUAUCGUACCGGUGCCACCAAAAGCAUGGACAACCUCAUGAUUAUAGACUAAGUGCUUUGAAUAAUACGUGGUUUUCUGGAUCAAAGUUUAGCAUUGAAAACAUAAUAAUCUUGACGUACCUGUUUUCGGUCGGCACAACAAAAUAUGAGGACAUUAAACGAGAAACAAGUGAUUUAACUAAAACAACAUCUCAUAACACUAUAAGUGAUUGGCUUAACUUUUGUCGAGAAGUGGUAUUUGAUUGGGUCGAAAAAUAUCAAUCAGUUGAUCUCUUAGGAGGAGAAGGAGUUGUCGUAGAAAUUGACGAAACAAAAGUUGGUAAAAGAAAGUACAAUAGAGGUCGACUAGUUGAUGGGACGUGGAUUUUAGGUUUAGUUGAGAUUCAAAUAGGAGCUAAUUGUCGACGUGGAGGUAGAUUUCGUUUAGAAAUAUGUCCCCUAAAUAAAAGAGAUGCCGACACUCUUUUACCUUUGAUACGUAAGCAUGUAAAAAUUGGGACAACUAUUGUGUCUGACUGUUGGGCUGGAUAUUAUAGACUAACAGACAAUGGUAUAAAUGAUAGAUAA
Molecule: messenger RNA, 708 nt
Organism: Oppia nitens
Lineage: Eukaryota; Metazoa; Arthropoda; Arachnida; Sarcoptiformes; Oppiidae
Exons: 3
Coding region: 1-708 (235 amino acids)
Source: RefSeq, a predicted model, not a curated record